AUGGCUUCCCGUCUGGCAAGGAGCGCGGUCGGCGCCGCCCGUCUCCGCCCAUCGCUCCCUCUCCGCGCUCUUCCUUCCAUCGCCGUGCAGGCCCGCUACAACUCCAAUCUUCCCCAGGAGGAUCCCAAGAAGAAGGCUCAGUCGCUUCUCCAGGCGAUACCCGUCCCCGGAAACAGCCCCCUCACCAAGGCCGCUGUGCUCUCGGCCGGCGCUGGUCUGAGUGUCGCGGCUAUCAGCAACGAGCUCUACGUUGUCAACGAAGAGUCCAUUGUCGCUCUGUCGCUGUUGACCAUCUUCUGGGCUGUCGCGAAAUAUGCUGGACCCGCGUGGGGAGACUAUGCGCAGCAGCAGGUUGAGAAGAUCUCCGGCAUCUUGAACGCUGCCCGUGCCGACCACACCACGGCCGUCAAGCAGCGCAUUGAGAGCGUCCAGGAUCUCGGCGGUGUCAUUGACAUCACCAAGACCCUAUUCGAGGUUUCCAAGGAGACUGCCCAGCUCGAGGCUCAGGCUUUCGAUCUCGAGCAGAAGACCGCCAUUGCCGCCGAGGCCAAGUCCGUUUUGGACUCGUGGGUCCGUUACGAGGGUCAGGUCAAGCAGAGGCAGCAGCGCGAGCUUGCUGACUCCAUCAUUGCCAAGAUUGAGAAGGAGUUGGAGAACCCCAAGACUCUCAAGCAGAUCCUAGACCAGAGCGUCACUGACGUUGAGAGGAUCAUCUCCCAGAAGGCAUAA
Messenger RNA from Cucurbitaria berberidis CBS 394.84, 729 nucleotides. RefSeq lists its product as uncharacterized. The transcript has 4 exons. Gene Ontology annotation, molecular function: proton transmembrane transporter activity. Bases 1 to 729 code for a protein of 242 amino acids. Lineage: Eukaryota; Fungi; Ascomycota; Dothideomycetes; Pleosporales; Cucurbitariaceae. Gene Ontology annotation, biological process: proton motive force-driven ATP synthesis. The record is from RefSeq and is a predicted model, not a curated record.